Molecule: messenger RNA, 2808 nt
Organism: Aspergillus melleus
Lineage: Eukaryota; Fungi; Ascomycota; Eurotiomycetes; Eurotiales; Aspergillaceae
Gene: PMA1
Product: plasma-membrane proton-efflux P-type ATPase
Exons: 3
Coding region: 1-2808 (935 amino acids)
Biological process (GO): regulation of intracellular pH; proton export across plasma membrane
Cellular component (GO): plasma membrane
Molecular function (GO): P-type proton-exporting transporter activity; ATP hydrolysis activity; ATP binding
Source: RefSeq, a predicted model, not a curated record
AUGCUAUCCCGAGCCAAGACAGCUCCCUCAAGGGUGUCUCAUGACCACAGGACAAAGAUCCACCAAGAAGACUUGGAGAUUGAAGAGAUCAAGGAUGAGAUAACGGCCGCAAUCACGAACGAGAAGGCCUCUUUACCCGACAUCAACGAAGAAAGCAAUGACGACGAAGAUGAGAACAUCGACACGCUUAUUGACGAACUCCAAUCACUCGAUGGCCACAGCGACGGGGACGGACCGGUUCUGAACGAUGCAUGCUCUCUUUCUGGCAUAUCUCGGGAUCUCCCUGAGGUAGACAGAGACACUGGCUUGAAUGAGGAUGAAGUUUCACAACGGCGAAGAAAAUAUGGAUUGAACCGAAUGAAAGAGGAGAAGCAAAAUCUCUUCCUGAAAUUUCUCUCCUACUUUGUGGGCCCGGUCCAGUUUGUCAUGGAGGCUGCGGCGGUUUUGGCGGCUGGACUGCAGGAUUGGGUGGAUCUGGGAGUCAUCUGUUCUCUGCUGGUGCUCAAUGCAACUGUUGGCUUCAUUCAAGAAUUUCAGGCAAGCUCUAUUGUGGACGAGUUGAAGAAAACACUGGCUCUAAAAGCUGUCGUUUUGCGUGGUGGCACGCUGACAGAGAUCGAUGCUUCGGAGGUUGUUUUGGGGGAUAUCUUGAAGAUAGAAGAGGGAACUAUAAUCGCUGCCGAUGGACGGGUGCUGUCAAGCAGUGCUCUUCAAGUGGACCAGUCUGGAAUAACCGGCGAAUCUCUAGCGGUUGACAAGCACGAGAAUGAUAUCUGCUAUGCCUCGUCUGCCGUAAAGCAUGGGACAGCACGACUUGUGGUCACGGGUAUUGGUGAUUCCACUUAUGUUGGACGGGCUGCUGCAUUGGUUCAUGCGGCCUCCUCUGGCACAGGCCAUUUCACCGAAGUCCUGAAUGACAUUGGGAUUGUCUUGUUGAUCCUUGUGGUCUUGACUCUGCUUGUGGUAUGGGUGUCGUCUUUCUAUCGAUCCAACGGCAUCAUCACCAUUCUUGAAUUUACCUUGGCUAUUACAAUGAUCGGUGUGCCUGUCGGUUUGCCAGCUGUGGUGACCACCACCAUGGCUGUUGGCGCUGCCUAUUUAGCUAAAAGAAAAGCGAUAGUGCAAAGACUAUCUGCAAUUGAGUCUCUUGCCGGUGUUGAAAUUCUUUGCUCCGACAAAACCGGCACACUGACGAAAAACAAACUCUCCCUGUCCGAGCCCUAUACUGUACCUGGUGUUGACCCUGAGGACCUCAUGCUCACUGCCUGCUUAGCCGCCUCGCGCAAAAAGAAAGGCUUGGAUGCAAUUGAUAAAGCAUUCAUUCGCGCGUUAUCUGGAUACCCCAGAGCCAAAGCUGCUCUUACUCAGUAUAAGAAACUGGCAUUCCACCCCUUCAAUCCCGUUUCGAAGAAGGUCACAGCAGUGGUGCGGUCACCCCAAGGGGAGCGAAUCAUUUGCGUCAAGGGAGCCCCUCUUUUCGUGUUGAGAACAGUGGAGAAGGAUCACCCUAUCCCGAACGAGCUUGAAGCGGCGUACAAGAACAAAGUCUCCGAAUUCGCCUUGCGUGGUUUCCGCUCACUUGGUGUGGCUCGCAAGCGCGGCCAUGGCCAAUGGGAAAUCCUAGGCAUCAUGCCUUGCUCGGAUCCUCCACGGCAUGAUACGGCAAAGACUAUCCACGAAGCCAAGACCCUGGGAUUGUCCAUCAAGAUGCUCACUGGAGACGCCGUGGGAAUUGCCAAAGAGACGUCCCGGCAGCUCGGGCUAGGUACCAACGUAUACAAUGCGGAGCGGCUGGGCCUGGGUGGAAAAGGCACCACCAUGUCCGGUUCGGAGGUCUAUGAUUUCGUCGAGGCUGCGGACGGGUUUGCGGAGGUCUUUCCACAACACAAGUACAACGCUGUAGAUAUCCUACAACAGCGAGGGUAUUUGGUGGCCAUGACGGGCGAUGGGGUCAACGAUGCCCCGUCUCUCAAAAAGGCAGACGCUGGCAUUGCCGUCGAAGGCUCCUCAGAUGCAGCGCGGUCUGCGGCAGAUAUUGUCUUUCUGGCCCCGGGAUUAUCGGCCAUCAUUGACGCUUUGAAGACAUCGCGCCAGAUCUUCCAUCGGAUGCACGCCUACGUGAUUUAUCGGAUUGCCCUGUCGUUACACCUCGAGAUCUUUCUAGGACUGUGGAUCGCCAUCAUGAACGAGAGCUUGAAUCUGCAGCUGGUGGUAUUCAUUGCAAUCUUCGCCGACAUCGCAACACUAGCAAUUGCAUAUGACAAUGCACCGUAUUCGAAGACGCCGGUGAAAUGGAAUCUUCCCAAGCUGUGGGGCAUGUCUGUUCUUCUCGGCAUCGUGUUAGCCAUCGGCACUUGGGUUGCGCUGUCCACUAUGAUUCAAGAGGGCGAGGACGGAGGCAUAGUGCAAAACUAUGGGAAACGAGACGAAGUCUUAUUCUUGGAGAUUUCUCUGACGGAGAACUGGCUUAUAUUCAUCACACGGGCCGAGGGGCCGUUCUGGUCGUCAAUUCCUUCAUGGCAGCUGGCCGGAGCUAUUCUAGUGGUCGACCUGGUGGCGAGUUUCUUUUGCAUCUUUGGAUGGUUUGUUGGCGGCCAGACGUCGAUCGUGGCGGUGGUGCGCAUCUGGGUGUUCUCGUUCGGCGUCUUUUGCAUCAUGGGAGGUCUUUAUUAUCUGCUGCAGGGCUCCACUGCUUUCAACCGCAUCAUGCAUGGUCAAAGCCCGCGAGCUCACACGAUCAAGCAGCGCCAGCUAGAAGACUUUAGUAAGGAGCGUCCUCGAUCUACACGGUUUGGCUCUCUAAGCUAA